This is a messenger RNA of Nicotiana tabacum (common tobacco), 3681 nucleotides long. Lineage: Eukaryota; Viridiplantae; Streptophyta; Magnoliopsida; Solanales; Solanaceae. The record is from RefSeq and is a predicted model, not a curated record.
UUGGGAGAAAGAGAGAUAAGGAGGAGAGAAAAGGCUCGUUUUAAGUUUUUCGUUUUAUAGUUUUAAGAACUUUUAACAAAAAUUCAAAAUCUCAAAAAAUUAAAUACAAAAACAGUCCUCUUCGCGCGCAGUUGUUAAGCCUCACUGGAGCCAGCCAUGGUGGCUCAGGUAGUAGAGACCACCGCCGCUGCCGCCGACGAUGGCGGAGGAAUUGGAGGAAUUAGAGGUUCUCCAAUCGCCGUUGAUGAAUCUCAGGAGGAGCAGUUAGAGAAAACGAAGACGUUGAUUUGCGCUCUCAAUUUCCUCUCACGCAAUCUCCCGAUACCUCCUGACGUCUUCGAUGCCGUCUCUUCAAUUUACCACGGCGGCGCUGAUGAUAUAGAUGUCGGUGACGAUGAUGCCUCCGCCGCUGCUGACGUGGACAGCCGCGACAGUGUGUCUAUGCGAAGUGGUUCAGGUAUGGGAAGUUACGGAGACCUGAUGGCAGAUUUUGAGGAUUCGUUGUUGAGGCAACGGUCAAGUUGUACAUCAGGUUCUGGUUUGACAAAGUUAAAGGAAGAUCGUUUUCAAAGCCAUAUCCAGCAUCGCCUAACUGAACUUGAAGACUUGCCAACCAGCAGAGGCGAGGACUUGCAAUCGAAGUGCUUGCUGGAGCUUUAUAAACUAAAGUUAGCAGAUUUACAAUGCAAAGUUCGAUCUGAGCUGAGUUCUGAAUACUGGCUUCGCCUGCAUUGCGCUAAUCCUGACAAGCAAUUGUUUGACUGGGGGAUGACGCGAUUGCGACGCCCUUUAUAUGGUAUAGGAGAUGCCUUUGCUGUCGAAUCUGAUGAUCCUUUGAGGAAGAAGCGUGAUGCGCAGAGGUUGUCAAGAUUAGAAGAAGAGGAAAGAAACCGUGUGGAAACUACGAAAAGAAAGUUCUUUGCGGAUGUACUCAAUGCAGCACGUGAACUCCAAUUACAAGUACAGGCUGUUCAGAAACGGCGGAAACAAAGGAAUGAUGGUGUUCAGGCUUGGCAUGGAAGGCAAAGGCAACGGGCUACUCGUGCUGAGAAAUUGAGGUUACAAGCUCUGAAAGCUGAUGAUCAAGAAGCUUACAUGAAGAUGGUGGAGGAAAGCAAGAAUGAAAGACUAACAAUGCUUCUAGGGAAAACAAAUGAGCUCCUUGGUCGUCUGGGAGCUGCUGUUCAACGGCAAAAAGAUGCUGAUCAUGAUGGUAUUGAACCUAUGGAAGGCUCAGAUGCUGAAAUGGCCCCUUCUAAGACUGGAACUCCUGGGCAGUCGUUUCCUGAGGAAGAAGAGGAUGUUCUUGAUGAUGAGCCCACGCGUAAUGUAAAGACUAGUGACUUACUUGAAGGUCAGAGAAAGUACAAUUCAGCUGUACAUUCAAUCCAGGAGAAGGUUACGGAGCAACCAGCUAUGCUUCAGGGUGGAGAAUUAAGACCAUACCAGCUGGAGGGGCUCCAGUGGAUGUUGUCUUUGUUUAAUAACAAUUUAAAUGGAAUUUUAGCGGAUGAAAUGGGACUCGGCAAAACGAUCCAGACAAUUUCUUUAAUUGCUUAUCUUAUUGAAAACAAGGGUGUAACUGGUCCCUACUUGAUUGUGGCUCCAAAAGCUGUACUACCUAAUUGGAGUACUGAAUUCUCUACAUGGGCUCCCAGGAAGGGCACCGAUUGAAAAAUCACGAAUCUGCUCUUGCACGGACUCUCGUGUCAGGCUAUCGGAUUCGUCGGAGACUUCUGUUGACUGGUACCCCGAUCCAAAACAGCUUACAGGAGUUGUGGUCUCUUCUCAAUUUUCUUCUUCCGAACAUCUUUAAUUCAGUGGAGAAUUUCGAGGAGUGGUUUAAUGCCCCCUUUGCUGAUAAGUGCGACGUCUCUCUAACUGAUGAAGAGGAGUUAUUGGUUAUUCGCCGGUUGCACCAUGUAAUAAGGCCGUUUAUAUUGAGGAGGAAGAAAGAUGAAGUGGAGAAAUUUCUUCCUGGGAAAACACAAGUUGUUCUUAAAUGUGAUAUGUCUGCAUGGCAGAAAGUAUACUACCAGCAGGUCACGGAUGUCGGGAGGGUUGGAUUGGAUUCUGGAACUGGGAAGUCUAAGAGCCUACAGAAUCUCACCAUGCAGCUAAGGAAAUGUUGUAAUCACCCAUAUCUAUUUGUGGGUGAUACUUCUUCGUAUUAUCGUAAGGAGGAGAUAGUCAGAGCAUCUGGAAAAUUUGAGCUUCUUGAUCGUUUACUACCCAAACUCCGCAGAGCAGGGCACAGGGUACUCCUCUUCUCACAAAUGACCCGCCUCAUGGACAUUCUUGAGGUCUAUCUGCAGCUUCAUGACUUUAAGUAUCUGAGACUUGAUGGCUCAACCAAAACAGAGGAAAGAGGGACUUUGCUAAAGCAAUUUAAUGCUCCUGACUCUCCUUACUUUAUGUUUCUUUUGAGUACUCGUGCCGGAGGACUCGGUCUGAAUUUGCAAACAGCAGAUACUGUGAUAAUUUUUGACAGUGACUGGAACCCUCAAAUGGACCAGCAAGCAGAAGAUAGGGCACAUCGGAUUGGGCAAAAGAAAGAAGUUAGGGUUUUUGUGUUAAUCAGUGUAGGAUCAAUUGAAGAGGUCAUAUUGGAACGUGCAAAACAGAAGAUGGGCAUUGAUGCUAAGGUCAUCCAGGCUGGAUUGUUCAAUACAACAUCUACAGCUCAAGAGAGGAGGGAGAUGCUAGAAGAGAUCAUGCGUAAAGGUACAAGCACCCUUGGAACAGAUGUGCCAAGCGAAAGAGAGAUUAAUCGUCUUGCAGCCCGCUCUGAUGAGGAGUUUUGGCUGUUUGAGAAAAUGGAUGAGGAGAGAAGGCAAAAAGAACGUUACAGAUCUCGUCUCAUGGAAGAUCACGAGGUGCCGGAUUGGGCGUAUGCUACACCUGAGGCUAAGGAAAGGGGAAAAGGGUUUCUAUAUGAAAGUGCUAAUCUUACUGGAAAGCGGCGUAGAAAAGAAGUGGUUUAUGCCGAUACUUUAAGUGACUUACAGUGGAUGAAAGCUGUGGAGAAUGGAUAUGAUUUCUUUAAGCAGUCAGGUAAAGGUAGGAACAGGGACCAUCACUCAGUCUCAAAUGGUGAAUUGCCGAGUGACAAUGCUGAAGUGGAGAAGAAAGAACAGGACUUGAAGACUGAAACUGCGUCUGUGGGCGAGGCAACAAGUGAAGAUACCUUUGGAAUAACUCCUAUAAGGUUCAAAUCCGAGAGUGCUAGUUCCAUGAGAAACGAUUAUCACGACUUGACUGGUGGCAGUUUGGACGGAUUAUCGUGGAAGGCACACAAGAGGAAGAGAUCAAGCUUAGUAUCUUGAGAUUGCCCCUUUAAAAAUUAGGAAUUAUUUUCGCCAGUGAAGCCAUUGGGGGACGUAGGGGACACUCUGAAAGACAAUAGAAUUGGCUACAGGCAUUUCAGAGCUAACUAUGGGUUAAGUUGUCCGGUGUCUUACAUGUAAAUUAGCAGCUCAUAGUUCUUAGCUUAUUAUUUACUAUUAGUUGAUUGUACAGUAGUGAGAAAAUUGGAGACAUCAACUGGUGUGCCAUUAUCUUUUUUGCCACAAUUCCCAAUUAUUCUUGUUUGGAGUUACUACUGGAUCAAGUUUCAGCGACUUGGCAACGAUGUACAGUAUAUUUUCAAGUUGAUGUUACGAUCUAGUUUACAUUUUUGAA